This is a messenger RNA of Arachis duranensis, 566 nucleotides long. RefSeq names its product oleosin Ara h 11.0102. NCBI's taxonomy places the organism in Eukaryota, Viridiplantae, Streptophyta, Magnoliopsida, Fabales, Fabaceae. The record is from RefSeq and is a predicted model, not a curated record. Gene Ontology annotation, biological process: sexual reproduction; lipid storage. Gene Ontology annotation, cellular component: extracellular region; monolayer-surrounded lipid storage body; membrane.
UCUAUUCAUGAGCAUUACCAUUUCACUUCAUAAUUCAUUAAUAACAUGGCUGAAGCUCUCUACUACGGCGGCCGCCAACGCCAAGACCAACCAAGGUCCACCCAGCUUGUCAAGGCCACCACCGCUGUUGUCGCCGGAGGCUCCCUCUUGAUCCUUGCCGGCCUUGUGCUGGCCGCCACCGUCAUUGGCCUCAAUAACAGUGCUGACGUGGAUCUAUAGGUACGUAACAGGUAAGCAUCCACCUGGCGCCAACCAAUUGGACACUGCCCGCCACAAGCUGAUGAGCAAGGCGCGUGAGAUUAAGGACUAUGGUCAACAGCAAACCAGUGGGGCCCAGGCUUCUUGAGCAUACCAUCUUCGUUUCCACCUACGCAUCCACGCACGCCCACGCCAUCAUUUAUCUUUUUCGAAUUGUUAUGGUUUAUUUUAUUUUAUUUAAUUUUUUAUGAGUCUGGGUUGCUUGUAUUACCGUUGUUUAUAUAUUUCCUGUGUUUAGCAUCCAUCCAUUUUAAUCCUGCCUACUCAUAUUGACAUAAAUUCAAUAUAUAUAGCUAGGGUUAUUGUCA